Entrophospora candida is the source of this 1194-nucleotide messenger RNA. The record is from the annotation of a GenBank genome assembly. NCBI's taxonomy places the organism in Eukaryota, Fungi, Glomeromycota, Glomeromycetes, Entrophosporales, Entrophosporaceae.
AUGUCUUUAAAAACUUAUUUAGAUGAGGUUCAAAAAUGUAUUGACACGGAGGAUGUUAGAUGUAAGGAAUUAUUGAGUAUAACUUUACCAAGGGUUAAAGAAUUAGUUAUUUUAAUUGAGAAAAUAGGUGAGAGAAGAGUAGAAAUUGAAACAAGAAGAAUUUUACAAAAUCCCCCAUGGGAAGAAAUUGUUAUUCAAUAUUAUAAAGUUUUAGUAGCAUUAAAAAAAGAAGAUUAUAUUGAAGCAUUUAAAGAACAAAAUACUUUGGCCAUAUGGUCUUUACCUAUAUUAUACACUGUUUGUUUAGAUUUGAGGAAUCUUGCAAUAAUGUCAGAUAUAAUGUUUAUGAGACUUGGUAAUGAUCCAACAAAUUUAGAGAUAGCAGCAAGAACUAUAAAUAAGUCAUUUGCAAGUUGUAUAACGGACAGGGCACCAUCUAGUAUUUCACGUAAAUGGGGAACUUAUUAUAUUGCGGGAUUAUUGUUUAAAACAUAUUUUAAGUUGAAACAACAAAAUUUAUGUAAAAAUGUAAUGAAAUCAAUAAAAGCAUCAGCAGAUUUGCCUCCAUUCUCGGAAUUUCCUAAACCACACAAAGUUACAUUUUUAUAUUAUCAUGGACUAUUAUUAUUUUUAGAUGCUGAUUAUGCACUGGCCGAAGAGAAAUUUGUAGCAGCAUUUAGGAUGUGUCCAAAGAGCUCGUUUAAAAAUAAAGAAUAUCUCAUUCCAGUUUGGCUGGCUAAAGGAACUUUACCUUCAAAACAAUUACUUUCCAGCUAUCCUAGAAUGUACAAUAUAUAUUCACCAUUUAUUGAAUCAAUUAGAGACGGUAAUGUUAAGAAAUUUGAUGAAUCAUUAGUGUUGAAGGAGAAGUUGUUGGUUGCACAAAAUACUUUUCUAACAGUUGAAUUGGCAAGACAAAUUGCUGUCAGAGUAUUAUUUAAAAAAGUAAAUCGAGGAACUAGAUUACCAUUAGGAGUAUUUCAGGCGGCAUUAAAAUUUGUUGGUAUCGAUAUAGAAAUGAAAGAAGUAAUGUGGUACAUGGCUUCAAUGAUUCAAAAAGGACAUAUAAGAGGAUAUAUGGCACAUCAAAAACAAUUUUUAGUGUUGAGUGAAGCAAACCCAUUUCCGCCAUUAGGAAACAACAAUUUACCUGCAUCUUCUACACCUUCAUUUUUUUUAGCCAAUAACAAAUAA